AGCUCUGUGUUUAGAAUCAGCUACAUCCCAUGUUGACGAAGGUAAAACCGGAAGUAACUAUAGCCUGUUUAGAUAAGAAAAUGAACUGUUGGUCGUAGCGUCUGUUUGCAGCAUCAGGAAGUCAACAUAUUCCAGUAAAAAGUCCAUUAGAGAGAGAAACAGCUACGGAACAGAAGACACCAUCCUACUGCUCCACCGCUCUUCCCCCGCAGAUAACGGACGAUAUUCCCCGCUGCUGAUCCCGACCAGUUUUGAACCAGGUGGCGGCAGCAAGAUGGCGUCCGAGGCUGCGCAGUACGGAAGAAGACGGGCGGUGACGUUUUAGAGCAAGGACACCGCAUGCUUUUCUCCCCACCUCAGUUGAGAAAACAUCCACCAUGUCGGCUGGGUUUAUACGACGGAAAACAAACGCGGAUUAAUGUCACGCCGUCGAAAUACGUGAUCUGUUGGACCGCGCAGAAGGAUGCUGUCCAAAACCAUUGUAGAGAUGUAUAAAAAGCAGGAUUCUCCUGCCCUUUAGAUGUCUGGGAGCUGUUCAUGGCUUCUAAGAAGAAGCGUAAAGGAAUGGUGUUCCAUCAGGAAGGGGCACCCACCCCUGUUGCGGCACCUGCCGCAGACCAUCCAUCUGCCCACUUUGUUGUUCCAAAACCAGGGAAGGCAAGUGAAGGUGGUUUGGAGCAAAGCAACUGUGUAACCAAUGAAAAGGCAGAUAUGAUGGGUAAACCCAAAAUGUACCCAUCUAAAGAACCGGUUAGGAAGGCUGGUGGACUCUCGGCUGGGAAGCAUCCCAAAAGUUCAAACCCUGAGCCAGACAACUUGUCACCUGAUAGCAUCUGCAAUGGUAUCAAAGUAACGCUGGACAACAACGGAAUGUGGAACGAGUUUUUCAAAUGCAAAACAGAAAUGAUUGUGACUAAACAAGGCAGUAGGAUGUUCCCCUCCUGCCGCUUUCGCAUCUCUGGUUUGCAGCCAUCUAGGAAGUAUUCUUUGAUCAUGGACAUUCAACUUUUGGACAACAGUCGUUACAAGUGGAAUGGCAAAAGCUGGCAAGUUGCUGGAAAGGCAGAAACUCAUGGUAAGAGUCAACCAUUCGCUCACCCGGAAUCUCCAUCAACAGGAGAACACUGGAUGAAAAAUCCAGUGUCCUUUUACAAACUGAAACUAACAAACAACGUCUCAGAACAAGAGGAGAACACCAUCCUGCAUCUGAUGCACCGCUACCUGCCAAGACUGCAUGUGAUCCAAACUGAAGCUGCUGAAGACACACAUCUAAAGGGUCGCAAUCUAAUGACAUUCACUUUUCCCCAGACUGAGUUCAUGGCAGUCACUGCUUACCAAAACCCACGGCUUUCCCAGCUUAAAGUCGACUACAAUCCGUUUGCUAAAGGACUGAAGGAGGAGGGCUCCAGUUCUUUGGGCCUAAAGCUGAAGUUGAACUCUGGCAACGACUUGCACAAAGGUGGAGGCAAAACAACCAAUGACCAACAUCCCCUGAAGAAGAGCUUGAAGUCGUUGCUUGCAAACCAUAAACCUAAAAGCUCAAAAGCAGUGGAUGCAAAGCCUUCGGGUUCUGUUGAUCUUCAGAAAAAUUCCACUACAAAUGAAGAUCUAUCAGCUGCCAGUGUGACUGGGGAAUGUUCGCGCAAUUCACAUCCAGCUCAGAAGUUAUUUUCAGAACUUAUCCGGGAGGCUCAUGUGUCACUGCAUAGAUGCAACGUGGAGCAGCUGGCCAAUACUAAUACCACAUCUCCUAGAACUGAGCAAACCAAUACUGAAACCACCGCUUUGAAAAGCAAUGAAGAGGUUGCCGGAAGGGACAGUACAUCUGUCAGAAUAAAUGGUGUACCGUCAUCUGCAGAGAAAGGAGAAACUGUUAAAACAAAUGGGAAGGUUAAAGAGAACAAGGACCUUUUGAGUUCAACAAACUGCAAAGACAAUGUAAGGACUGACUGUUCUGAGUUCAAUAAUGACUCUCUAGCAGUUUCCAAUAACUCCUCGGUGGAAUCAGACCACCAACAUAAGCCCAAAGCUCUAUCAGAGGGAAAAGAAAAGGAGCAGAAACGGCCAGUGCCGCUACCUCUGCCUGCUCUAGCUCGUUUUUUGAAGCAGCAUUCAACUAAAUCUAAAAAGGCCAAGACUAAGGUGGACUCUCCACCCCGGGCACUCCCAUCCCAACUUUCAUCUAAUUUAGAGAGUUCUGCUGCUGCUCCCGAAGGUCCAGAAUCUGACCCCUGCGUUAAAGCAACUGAUCCUUUAAAAGAGCCAACAGGUGAUAUCACAACAUUUGACAACCAGACUUCUAGACAUACUGUUGAACACCAUCUGGAGGAAGUAGAUUUAAAUGUUCCUGGACAAGCAGGUAAAACCGCCAAUGCACCUUCCAGUCCAUCAUGUCAAGAUGAUAAUGCAACUACAGGCCCAAACGGACUAAGCACUGAAGAUUUCCUGGCUUCUGUUUCUGUUGCCGAAUGCAUCAACUCAGAGGGACAAGAUGGUACACCAGUGUUAGCUAAUUUAGAUGAACCAUUUUGUACCCUUGAGACAUCUUUAUCCACCAUGACGUCAACUCUUGCUACCUCUUCUGCAUCUCCUAUUUCGUCACCAACCCUUGAGACAGUGUUACCUGCCCCAAGCUCAUCAGAAACCCCAACCAUCAAUGAGUCUUCCACACUACCUUCAGACUACCCUAGUAUGAGGUCUGAUUCUUCACUACCUGACCCUGAGUGUUCUUCAUAUGCUUUUGAGGAAUUGUCACCUACAAGCUCUCCUGAACCUUUACCUUCCCUGCCUCUCUCAUUAGCUCUAGAAUUUGACUGCACUACUUCUGAACACACUCCUCAAGCACCGUCUCCUGAAGAGUUGGAUCACAGCGAAGCAUCUGUGUUCAAAUGGCAUACAGUGUUACCUCUACCCAAGCCGUACAUAGAAGCUUCACUCACUACAUUUCAGCCCACACCACAGACUCUUCCUUUAGUGUCUGUAACUUCACCUCUGUUGCCUUCCCAAACCUCCUCCCAAUCUGAACCACAGGGUAUUGACACCUCCACAUCCAUGGCUCCCCUUGAUCCUUCUCCGUCAUUUCAAGAAAACGAACAGUCGCUUCCAUUCCCUGCUGAACUGUCCCCACUUGCGCUUCAGUUGCCGCUGUCUCCAACCUUUUCCUCGUUAGAUGGAGACGGACUGUCACCUACGCCUUCAAUCGCCGAACUCGUGCACUUUUUCUCCAACGACCAUGACCUCGGUAUGGCGUUCUCAAACACAGAGGCAAUAGACGUUCCCUGCCCACCUCCGAGUACAGUAGAAGCAAGUGCACAUGAGCCUUCUCUACAGGUGCAACCAGUUCCAGCCAAAAGAACCUGCAAGCGCAAGAAGAAGUCCAGGCAGCGAAAGGUAGUGGAUAUGGAUCAGGAGAUAGAUGCCUCAUACGGUAGAAUGCAUCCCAACGUGGAGGAAGUAGAGGAGCAGUUAUUUAUUUCAUUCACUUCAAAGGAGGCCCUCAAACUUCACAUUGCGGACCACGUCGAUGGAACAGUCUCACAACCGCAGACAACAGCAGAGGGACCCGUGCCACAACAAUCGACUGACACACCUGAGAACGUAGAGACAGCAGGUGAUUCCGAGAGGAUCGCUGCCUUCGAGAAGAUCCUUCUGAGAGACCUGAAGCUGCUGAGACACAGACAGGUGAUCCAUCCUGUGCUGCAGGAAGUGGGUCUGAAGAUGAGCCUGCUGGAUACCACUCUGGCCAUAGACCUGCAGUACCUGGGAGUCCGUCUGCCCAUCCCCCCUCCUGGAGUCUCCCUGGAGCCCCUGACCCAGGAACUGCCUCCACCUCCAGGUGUUUCUGCAGCGUUUGUGUCCAGAACAGGAAAGACGACCGAUGUGACUCAGAUUAAAGGUUGGAGAGAGAAAUACACUCCGUCUGAGCCUCCAUCCACUCCAACACCAACAAAACCUGAAGCUGGUCCUAGUUCAGACCCACCAAAGAAGAACCUGUCCGCGUUCUGCAGUGACAUGCUGGACGAGUAUCUGGAGAACGAAGCGAAGCUGAUCGACGAGCGAGCCGACAGCUUCUCUCGGCCUGCCGUGGAGCCGCUGGUGUACGAGCUGCCCACCAGGAGCACCAGCUACGUCCGGACCCUCGACAGUGUCCUGAAGAAACAGACCUCCAGCUCCCCCACAUCAGAACUCAUAUCUGGAUUCAUCCCGCCCUCCAAGAGACCCAAACUCACAAUCAAGGAGGUUAAAAAACCCCGGAAGAGAGGUCCAAAACCCAAUAAACUCAAAGAAGAAUCACCUCCAGGUUCAACACCUUCUCUGAGUCCUACUGAAUCAAAUCUGCCCCCUAAACAACCUGAACCCCUUAUCCCAGCAGCCCCCACUCCAUCAGAGCACACAGCGCCUGUCACUGAACCUCUGAAACCAAGAAAGCAACACCUGAAAGUCCGAUUCAACGAGCCAAAGCUGUCCCCUCUGCCUCAUCAACCCAAGCAGAGGAGGAAGCUCAAACCCAAGCCCUCGUCUCAGACCCUCACCCCCACCAAGACCCCGCCGUCUGCCGCCCUAGAGCACAUGGCCCCGGUGGAGUCGGACUCUGAGCUCGGUGCGGCCGUGGAUCCUAAAUCCUGCAGGAAGGACAACGCGCCGGUGGUGACCCGCGCUCUGCUGAAGCAGAAGGACCUGGAGGACGCCGUGCUGUGGGAGGGGCUUCACCGGACCUCCAUCACCAAGGAGAGGGCCGCCAUCGCUCUGACGUCCCUGUUCACACUGAAGGGUUUCGUCAGUGAGAACCCCACUGCCCCCAUCCAGCUGGUGCGGAGGCGAGCCCCCCCUUGCCUGAACGAGUCCUGCCGGCUGGGCUGCCUGUGCUCCAGCCUCGCUCACUGCUCCAGGAUCAGCCACUGCGGCCGGCCCGCCUGCAUGCUGGGCUGCAGCUGCCUCAAACAGAAAGUGGUGCUCCUCAAGAACCUGGACGGAUCCGACUCCAGCCCCACACAGCCCGGACACAAGAAGAGGAGGAAGAGGAGGAUGAAGAUGGCCUACGUCCUGAAGGAGGCAGACAGCGUUUCCCAGCCUGCCGAACGGGUCCGGACUCUGUGGAAGAGAGAUGCUGCAGACUCAGAUCCAGACCCGAUCCACACACCUGGAUCGGCAUCAUUGACAGAGAGGUUAAAGGACAACGGCAGAUGUGCCAGAGUCCGAGUCUUCGUCGGGAAGAGGAGGAGGAGCAGGAAACAGAAGACUCCUGAUCCUCCAAUGGAGGAGUCUAAAAAUGCAGAGUCUAAAAUGGUUCUGCCGAAAAGAAAGAAAGGCGUGACAUCGAAGGGAACAAAGACCAAAACCUCCAUUCCUCCACCACCAGAGGAUCCUCAGCCAGCUCCCUCUCCCCGGCCUCCCUCUCCUCCAGCAAAGCCUCUUCCCAAGCGUCUGAUCAUCGUGGCUGAGUGUCAGUGGGCGAAGGAGGGUGACCGUGACCUGGUCCUGAGGAAACUCUGCGAGGCGAUGGCUCGGGACACACUGGAAGACCCUUUCUGGAUCAAAAACUAUCUGGUCAGUCCGGGGAGCCGUUCGCUAGAGGAGAGCGACGGAGAGCAAUUCGUCCAGUACAAGAUGCACAUCUGCAGACCCAAACUGAGGCAGGAGUUACCUCUGACACCCCCGAUGCCGAUGCAGAUGCUGAAACCUCAGAUAAAACAGGAGACGAAACAACAGCAGGACCCCCCAGCAGAGACGGCGAUAGAUGCGGCGCCUCCUGAAGAUUGGCAGCGGGAAGUGGAGGAGGAGGAGGAGGAAGAGGAAGUGAAGGAGGAAGAGGAGGAGGUAGAAGAAGCAAAACCUCUUGAGGAUUGGCAGCGAGAGGUGGAGGAAGUGGAGGAGGAGGAGGAGGAGGAGGAGGAGGAGGAAGAAGUGGAAGAAGCAAAACCUCUUGAGUUGGCAGCGAGAGGUGGAGGUAGAAGAGGAAGUGAACGAGGAGAAGAAGAGGAAACAAAACCUCUUGAGGAUUGGCAGCAAGAGUUAGAGGAGGAAGAGGAAGUGAAGGAGGAGGAAGAGGAAGUGGAAGAAGAAGAAGAGGAAGUGGAAAAAGCAAAACCUGUUGAGGAUUGGCAGCGAGAGUUGGAGGAAGAAGACAUCAAGGAGGCGGGAUCAACGGCUCACCAGGUGCAUGAUGGGAAACAGAUCAGAAGAGAGGAAGUGAUAUCACAGAAGCAGAGGGAGAUGUUGGGUAGAUUGGGUCUGCCGUUCCUGACCGGAAUCACCCCCGCCGGCUUCCUCUCCGCCAACACCAAGCAGCCGGGAAGAACAGAACACACCAUCCAGGUGAACAGUAAGCCCUACCCUCUGGCUAAGAUCCAGCUGGGGAAAAUGGGAGCGCUCCAUCCGGCCAAUCGGCUCGCAGCGUACCUCACCGGCCGGGUGGGGAACAACAGGAAGCUGCCAGCGCCCGCUCUACCCCCCUCCAAACCUCCUCAGAGUUCAGCACCGACCCUCCUUAAAGUCUCCUCGUCUUCUUCUGUGGUGCCCGCCCCCCCACCCACACAUCAGCAACCGGUCACCAUAGUCGCCCCUCAGAGUUUCCACACAAGCUCCGGUCCUCCUGCUCCUAAAGGCUCUCAGCUGCUGAUGCUUAAGGUUGCUCCUCCUGCAAAGCUUUCUCAACAGUCUCCUGCUCCAGUUCUUCUCCCUUCCUCCUCCUGCUCUUCCUCCCCCACUUCCUCCUACUCUCAGAGGAUGGUGCUGCAGUCGGUGAGGACGGCGUCUGGUCGACAGUUCUUCCGUAAGCCAGACGGCACACUGGUCCAACUGGUUCCCCUCAGCCAGCUCAGAGCCAACAAGAAGCUGUGUGUGGAGAAAAUCUUUCCUACUGCAUCGCUCCCAACUCCAGUCGUCAUUACUAAACAAAUGUCACCUCAGACCAAAGUACCCUCCCCUUCCUCCUCCUCUUCCUCCCCCUCGCUGUCUGGCUUCCAGUCCCUCUCCCUCCCCUCCUCUUCCUCCCCCUCCCCCACCUGCCUGUCUCACAAGGGGAUGCGCACCUUUAAGAUCAUCUGGCCCAAUUCCAAGGGGGAACCCAUGGUCGUCACCCCGGCUAAAGCUCCCCCCAAAGUGGGGCCCUCUCAGCCUCACCCCCCUACCAUCCCGGUUAUGAUCUCCCUCAAACCCUCUGCGGCUCAGCGCAUUGAGUUCGGGGUCAAAGUGGUGACGGUGUCUGCAGAUGGACUCCAUCAGAAACCCUCCACCUGUGCAGGGACCAGAGCUCCAGAGGUCUCAACUAUCCCCCCUCCGGAGGUGGCCCCUAAACUGAUGGACCUGGACAUUAUCUGUGUGGACGGCAACACGCUGCCCCCCACCUCGGAGACGGGGGGCGGGGGGAAGCGGUCGGUGGACACGGUGAAGCUGGAGCCGUCGAGCAGUGAGACGGACAACUCGUCAGACUUCAGCGAUGAUUUGGAAAGCGACAAAGAGACGGGGGGAAAUCAACAAGCUCAGCGUCUCUUGCACAACAACAGGGAGAAAUGGCGUCGGAAAGGUCUGCAGAGCAAGUUUAAUGCUCUGAGUCGAGAAAUAGGCCAGAAGGAAGAGAAGGCUUCAAAGGUCUCCACACUGAACAUGGCGAUAAUGUUGAUCAAGCAGCUGAAGCAGACUGAGAGCGAUCUGGAGGAGAGGAAGAGGAGGCUGACACGGAAACGAGAUAACUUCAUCACCCUCAUCGCUCCGACAACAGAGGAGAGUAAUCGAAUGAGCGCUAAACGUCACAGACCUCCGGAGUCCACAGACACCGACGGCCCGGAGGAACUGCUGAAGGUGGACGAAAUGUCUGAAAACUCGGCAGGGGAGGAGAUCCUCGUUAGCAGGACGGAUAACGUGGGGGAUGUGGCUCAGAGUUUUGCCAUGGAGACGCUGGUGAGGAGGCGGCGGACGAGGAACAAUAGGAAUUCAAACAGAAGCACUUUGAGACUGAAGAGCCUGAAGAAGCCGGUCGAUUUUCAUAGCAUCUCUCCCGCCUUCAAAGAUCUCAGCUCGAUGGUGAAGACCCAAAACUCUCCAAAGUCUCUCCAGCUCCAAGAGGCUCAGCAGGAGAUUCUGAAUCUGCAGAAUGAGACGGCGAGACUGAAGAGUCUGAAGAUCUGUCUGAACCAGAAGAGAGAGAACUUCCUCAGAGAGAUCCAACAGAGAACAGGGAGAAGUAUGCGGAGAGUCCAGAGGAGUUUGCAGCACCUGAUGUCAAAACAGACAACGGUGGAGGAGCGCCCAACAGCCAGUCAGCUGUCAGCAGCGAGAGGGGGCGGGGCGUCAGACUCUCCAGCGAGAGACUCGACUGAUGACGACAUCAUAAUCACGUCCUCCUCCCCGCUGAAGCCGACUCCACAAGCUCCUCCCCCUCCCGUUUCUGCUCCACCUAUGAAGCAGCUUCAGAGGGUGGUGCAGAAGCUGCUGCCCAUCCAGCCUCGUCCUGCUGUAUCCCACAAUGCAUCACUGGAGAGGGACAGGCCGAAGACGUUUCCUAACAUCCUGUCUCGCACUAAGAAACCAGCUGCGUUACCGUGCUAUCAGGCUGUGUUCCCAUUGGUCGGUGCUGCAUUGCCGGGGCAACAGGUUCUGACCUUUAGCCAAAUGGUGGGGGGGCCGACGGUGCUGCAGGCGUCUCCUACACCAGGCGUGGCCUCAUUCAUCAACUUCCCCGGUCUGACCAAUCAGGUGAUCCAUCUCCCCUCCCUGCCCCACCCGCCCACAGUCGCAGACUUAAACAACCUGCUUCAUUUGGUUCAACCAUCAACGACAGAACACAAACAGAUACAACAACAAAACAACAGUCACAACAACAGCAACACAUACUACAACAAAUACAAAAACAACAACAACACCAACCACAAGAAAGAACGCACACUCCACCACCUCCCCAGAGUAGCUGAAGUCCCUCCUGAUCCCAGAUCCUCACCGCCUCCACCCUCCAGCCAGGGCCCGCCCACUUCUCCCUGCCCAGGAAAGAGUGCUGAUCCUGGGGCUGAGAUCCCGGCAAUGAAGGGGUCCCUGGAGCAGCAGAAAGAGGAGGAGACCAAACACGACGAGGGUCUGACCUCCCUCCUCAAUGAGAUCGACUUCCUCAACCAGCAGACCGUCACCACAUCAACAACAACAACAACAACAACCAGGGUCCUGUCACCGGGGGAAUCGUCACCAUCCGUCACCACCAGCGGAGCCGCAGAAGAGGAAGGACCUGCGCAGAGCCCCUGGCUCCUAGCGCUGGACUCUGACUCUGAGGGGUCGGCAAAGAGCGGAGGCCGACAGACUGAAGAUGCAAAAGGUGGAGGCGGCGUGCUGGCCCCGCCCCCUUUGCUGCAUAUGAAAGUGGGCGGGGUGGAGAAAGUGGUGGAACCCGCCCACAGCGAUGGAGAAGAAGAGGAAGGAGGAGGGAAAAAAGAUGGCGGCGUGGCCUGGAGGCCGAUGCCGAGACUAGUUCCUCUUGGGCUGAAAGGAAACCCCCCCAGCUGAUGAUUUCACGGACUGUUGAUGAUGUCACAGCAAAGUGGGUCAUUGGUCGUCUGCAGGCUGCUCUGAUUGGCUGUUUGAGUGCUGUUUAGUUUCAGCUGCAGCAGGGUUGGGAAAUGUAAGACUCGAGCAUCACAAGGGCUCCCUCGAAAGAAAAGCGAUGUGAUUUUUCCAGUGGAUUUUGGACUCAUUCCUUGUUAGUGUUCUAUGCACCUGACACACCAGAGAGCCAAUCAGAAACCUGCCCUUCUGGCUACGAUACAGAACUUUUCACAUGUCGUUUACAGACGCUCAGAUACUAUGUUCCCCAUAUUUAUUAAUGCAUCUUAUUUUCUACAAUUUACAGUAUUUAUCUUCAGCUCCAUCCUCGUGCGUUUCAGCCGCUCUGCCUGGGGCAAUGUGCGGCAACGGGGGGAAAGUUGCUGAGUAAUAGUUGCCAUGAAAGUUGCUAUUUAGUCUCAUCAUAGGAAACAAAAGAGGCCAUAAGAGUGUGUGUUUCUCUGUGUCUGUGUCUGUGUGUGUUCUACUUUAAUUUUUGUUUGCAUAUAAUGAGCCCUAAGGUCAAUAAAUUGGAAAUAAUUGGAGGAAAAUGUUCACAAUGGCAGAAAAUGUCUGAAUUUUAUGAAAAAGGGCCUUUGAUUUACAUUUAAAUUAUGCUAUUUUUUCUUUAAAGUGUGAAACUUUAUUCUGAAAACAUGGCUUUUUUUUGGACAGUCAUUUGUCUUCAGGAUUGUCAUUACAUGUAUUUCAGUUUCUUUAGUCCGGUUAUGUUCACCGCAGAAAAGAUUCUUAUAUUUCAGCAAUGAAACACUACGUUUUUUACACUCACCUGUACCUGCUCAGUGUUUACGGACAAUUAAAGGACCAGGCUGGUGUUGAAACAUCAGCUGCUCUGUUGUAUCAGAGGGAGCUGCUUCUCUUGGUGUUUGUACAGUGUACAGUUAUUUCCUUCGAUUUGUUUUUUUAAAUUUGUAUUUUUGUAAGUGUUAAACCCCCCCCCCCCCAGAUGUAAAUACAUGUUCUCCAUAGGAAGUAACUCACAUCACAUAUACUCUGAUAUACCGUAAAUAAAGUUUAAA
Eleginops maclovinus (Patagonian blennie) is the source of this 10565-nucleotide messenger RNA. RefSeq names its product MAX dimerization protein MGA a (gene mgaa). Gene Ontology annotation, cellular component: nucleus. Gene Ontology annotation, molecular function: DNA-binding transcription factor activity, RNA polymerase II-specific; protein dimerization activity; RNA polymerase II cis-regulatory region sequence-specific DNA binding. Gene Ontology annotation, biological process: regulation of transcription by RNA polymerase II; cell fate specification; positive regulation of DNA-templated transcription. Lineage: Eukaryota; Metazoa; Chordata; Actinopteri; Perciformes; Eleginopidae. The record is from RefSeq and is a predicted model, not a curated record.